CCACCGCCUCCGCCCGGCCGCCCGCCCGGACUGUCGCGGCCCGUGGUGGCGACGGCGGCGGCAGCAGCAAAGUUUCCCCGGCGGCGGCCCGGGGGCGCAUCCCCCCGCAACUGUCAAGCGCUGGCGGCGGAAAUGAUGAGGCGCUGGCCAUUUUCCGAGCCCGGGUUUCCUGCCUGAGCCCCGCUCGAGCGAGCCGCGAGCCAGGAGCCGGCGCGCGGGAGAGAACGCGCCCGGGGCGGGGGCCCGCCCGCCCCCUCGGGAUUUCGGGGGGCCGGGGGCGUGCGACGCCAUGGGCCGGCCGGGCCCGGACCCCCUCUCUCUCAGCCUGGCCGCCCCACCUCGGUCUCCGCCAUGAACGGGCCCACCCUGCAACCCUCCUCGGCCUCCUCCGCGUCCUCGCCCUCCUCUUCGGCCGCCGCGACGUCGUCGCCGUCCCCGCGGGGCUGGAGCGAGUUCUGCGAGCUGCACGCAGUGGCCGCAGCCCGGGAGCUGGCGCGGCAGUACUGGCUCUUCGCGCGCGAGCACCCGCACCACGCGCCCCUGCGCGCCGAGCUCGUGUCGCUGCAGUUCACCGACCUCUUCCAGCGCUACUUCUGCCGCGAGGUGCGCGAGGGCUGGGCGCCAGGGCCACCGGGGACCCGGGCCGCGCCGCCCGCGCGCGACUACCGGGACACGGGCCGCGGGUCCCCGUCCAAGGCCGAGGCAGCCCCGGCCGAGUCGGGCCCGGGUCCCGCCGCCCCUGCGCUGCCCAAGGCCCGUAGCUCGGAGGAGCUGGCCCCGCCGCGACCGCCCGCCGCCUGCACCUUCCAGCACCUGCGCCACAGCCUGCGCCACAUCCUGCGCCGCGGCUCGGCCGGGGAGCUGCCGGCCGCCACCGGGGCCGCGGGGGAGGCGGGCGAGGGCCCGGCCCGCUCCGGCCUGGCCAGGAAGCUCCUGCCCUGGAGCCUGGCCCGCGAGCCGCCUCCCGAGGCCCUCAAGGAGGCGGCGCUGCGCUACAGCUUGGCAGACGAGGCGUCCAUGGACAGCGGGGCGCGCUGGCAGCGGGGGCGGCUGGCGCUGCGGCGCGCCCAGGGCCCCGACGGCGGUGCAGACCGCGUGCUGGAGCUCUUCGACCCGCCUAAGAGUUCAAAGCCCAAGCUACAAGCAGCCUGCUCCAGUAUCCAGGAGGUUCGGCGGUGCACACGCCUCGAGAUGCCGGACAACCUCUAUACCUUUGUCCUGAAGGUGAAGGACCGGACAGACAUCAUCUUUGAGGUGGGGGACGAGCAGCAGCUGAAUUCCUGGAUGGCCGAGCUCCGGGAGUGCACAGGCCAAGGCAGGCUGGAGAGCACAGACCCAGAGACGCACACUCCCUCAGCCCCCGAGUCUGGCACAUCCAACUCCCCACGGGGAAGCACAGAUUCCCUGAACCAAGGUGCUUCUCCUGGGGGAUUGCCGGACCCAGCCUGUCAGAAAACAGAUCACUUCCUGUCCUGCUAUCCCUGGUUCCAUGGCCCCAUCUCCCGGGUGAAGGCAGCCCAGCUGGUUCAGCUGCAGGGUCCUGAUGCUCACGGAGUGUUCCUGGUACGGCAGAGCGAGACACGGCGAGGGGAGUAUGUGCUCACGUUCAACUUCCAAGGCAUAGCCAAGCACCUGCGCCUGUCGCUGACCGAGCGAGGCCAGUGCCGAGUGCAGCACCUCCACUUCCCCUCCGUCGUGGACAUGCUCCACCACUUCCAGCGCUCUCCCAUCCCACUCGAGUGCGGUGCUGCCUGUGACGUCCGCUUGUCCAGCUACGUGGUCGUCGUCUCCCAGCCACCAGGUUCCUCCAACACCGUCCUGUUCCCUUUCUCCCUUGCUCACUGGGAUUCGGAGCUGGGCCUUCCCCACCUUAGCUCUUCUGGCUGUCCGCGAGGGCAUGGCCCGGAGGGUCCCCCCAGCCGGCCCUCCCCCCCAGAGCAGAUAUUCCACCUGCUGCCUUCGCCUGAGGAGCUGGAAAACAGCCUGAGGCACCUGGAGCCUGAAGCUGCCAGUCGAGCCCGGGACUCAGACUACGAAAUGGACUCCUCCUCCCGGAGCCAUCUACGGGCCAUAGACAAUCAGUACACACCUCUCUGACCGGUGGUGAGGAAUCCCGGGCCUCACACAUGGCCCCGAGGAGCACAAGCAAGCGGAGAUGUGAACUUGUGAAUGUAAUUUUCUUUCCUUCCUUCCAGAGAGAGAGUUAAGGGACACUGUUAACUGCUCCAGUUUCGAUGUGACCCUUCUAUUUGGCCUGUUAAAGGGCCUCCUGUAAGUUUCAUCGUCCACCACCUGUUUACAGAUGUAGUUCUUGUUCGCAGAUGCCACCAGUUCCUGCCCUGAGUCCCCAGGACCAGUCCCAUCCUCUUACGGGAGGUGGUGGGUGAGGGCCAGAGCUGGCGGCAGAAUCUGGGCUCUCUUUUUCACUGACACUGUCACAGCUGAUGGCAGACUUUCGGGGGGAUGGGGGUGGGGAGGGUUGUCAGGAAGCCCAAAACACUAACAAGCCCUGGAUUCUCCUAUGGUUUGCCUGUUGUAGCCUCAGUCCACGUGGCAGGUCUGCUGUCACCCACGUCAUAGGUGAACACACACCGCUCCUGCUCUGACUUGCAGCUUUAGGACAAAGCUCAAGGUUAAAAAUUUUUUUAAACAUUUUACCUCAGAUUAAUUUUUCAAAGGAUUCAGGUUUCCAAACUCAUUUAUUGCUUAUGUCAUUGCACUCUUUAAACUAAUACCCAUGCGAUUUUGUAGUUCAGAGACAGCUAUGCAAACUCUACUUAACUAGUUCCCAGUCUGAGCCAGCACGUCUGGCUUCCACGUCUUUCAUCCUCAGGACAGUCACCUGCUGCUGAGUAGCCACUGUCCUUACUAAUGAAGAGAAGUGAAAUACGUCACCCUUUCAGGGAAAUUCAGGCAAUUACUGAAAUAGGAGGGUGGCAAGGAAUAAUUCUACCCUGGUGCCUUAUGAAUAAAAAACUGGAUUCUGGUUAAUAGCAGUUUUAUGGUGAGAGUUAAACUAGUUUAACCAAGGGGUAAGGGAAGGGACAAGCAAAAAGAGAGGAGGGGCUCCUGGGCCAUCCUUCACCAACGGGGCUGGCUCAGAAAACCCCAGACAUCUAAUGGCUUAUAAACUAUCCCACAAGGUUUUAGGCUCGUUCUUGAGCCAAAAGAGGAGCUGGGAAUCUGGUGCCACAGCUAAUGAGAAACUCCUUUAACAGCCACAAUCAGCGUUCUGUGCCAGCCACUCACUGCUUCUCUUGAUGAGGAAUGUGUGCCCGCACUCGCGGGCACACUCACGGGCACGCAGCGUCUCCGCCAGCCGGGGGCCUGCGGUCGAGCCUCCCUCUAUACUUGCCUUUCACCAGUAAUACAAUUCACAGGGGAGCUGGCUCCCCCCAGGACUUUCACACAGAGGCUCUAAAACAAGGGGGCAGUGACGGAGUGGAGCCAGCUGCUCCCGGGUGCCAGCAGCAGGCUCAUCCAUGUGGCUUCUAGGAAACUGGGAGUUCAGCACAGCUUAACCUUUACAGAUACAUCAGUCAGAGGCUAAAUUUAAACCCGGGCCUAAAACUACUGCUUGCCUUAUCUGGGGGGACGGUUCGGUUUGCUCCCUCGAGCCAUUCUCUGUAUUCCCAGAAGUCAGACUUUUGAUUCUAGAAUUUUCUGGGGUUUUCUUUUUUUGGGGGGGGGGCGUCGAGGGGGCCAAGCAGUCACCUCUUCACCACUUUAGAAACCAACACUCCUGGGUGUGUCCAGUAGAUUAUAAAGCAGAUCAAAUCCAGAUUUGUGGUUUUUUUCUAUGUUCUGAAUUUCUCUUAGAGAAAACUCCUCAAAGGAAGUGCUGAGAAGGCACUGGUACAGAUUGUCCCCUUGGCUGCACAGGAAAGGGGCCAAGUAGGCACAACCCACAUGAGUCCCGUCCCUCUAGCCAGAAGGGACGGAAUCUAAACACCUGGAAUGUGACAUCGUUAAGCCAGGGACCCUCACUGCUUAGCUGCUCACCAUACAAUUCUCAGGUAAUACGAAAAGGCAAGCCAGGCACAGCAAACUAGCAGCUCUGACCCACUGGCUAUGAAGGACAAGUCCAGACUCAGCAACAGAAAACUGGAAGUCACCCACCUCCAGACUGCUUCAGUUAAUAUGCUCAAGAAAAACACUUCCUUUUAAAACAUGUCCGAGUUCCCAGGAGAGCUCAAAUACGGCACCCCAAAAAGCCCCCUCAGGGCCUGAGAAGAAGUGACACUGAGCCACUGCCUUUUCUUUCUGCUAGAGCAGGUCGAGAUGGAGGAAAAGGAGCCGUGGGUCCCCUGGGCUAGAAGCCUUCUUCACAGGCAGUGACCCUGCUGGCUACAGUCAGCCCAGCAUGGUCACAGCACACCCCACCACCCUCCUGGCCCCAGGGUGACUGGCAGCAAGAAGCCAAGCCAGCAGCCUCCACCGAGAGCCCGGGCUCUGAGUGCCCAAGGGACAGUAAGCACCAUGAUCCCUCCAGUUAGCUCUAAGGACAAGACAACAAGGAUAGCUUGACUGCUCCCAGCACCAUCACUUCCUUCUUCUGUCUUGAAUGAACUUUUACAUACUAACAGUCACCAGCACCAAAGAAUUAAGUCAACUAACCUGCCUUGAAUUUUAGACCAGCAAUCCAUAUGGCUUUAUCUGGUAUAAAUCUUCUGCCUUUGAUCAUUUCUGGACCGUGUAGGAAAAAGGAAUAGCAAUCAUUAAAAUCUUAGGCCAGAAAACACUAUUUUUACAUAACAGUUUCUUAACCUAAAAUCAAGGCCUUGAACUCUUCCCUAAGUGUUGCCUGAGAUUCCUUCAUGCUUUUAAUUCAGGGCUACGUCUCUUAUUGCAAAUGUCACGUGAGCUCUAACAUCUCCCACAGGCUUGAGGAACUUGAAAGUAUAUUAUCCACCAUUAACAAGGACACAUCGGACACCCAGUGUUUGGCUGGAAUAAGCAGCACAUUGUAAUGACAACGGCGUAAAUGGAUCCAUUCUGUAUCAUUAUAGGCAGAAGAUAUUUGGCAAAUUUUUAUGUAUUGUUUAUGUACUGUACAAGUAACUUAUUCUUGAAUAAUGCAAAUUUUGCUAUAAUGUACAAAUUGCUACACAUGAAUUAAAAGUUUUCAGAACUGA
Molecule: messenger RNA, 5135 nt
Organism: Neogale vison (American mink)
Lineage: Eukaryota; Metazoa; Chordata; Mammalia; Carnivora; Mustelidae
Gene: SH2B3
Product: SH2B adaptor protein 3
Exons: 8
Coding region: 352-2097 (581 amino acids)
Biological process (GO): intracellular signal transduction
Cellular component (GO): plasma membrane
Molecular function (GO): transmembrane receptor protein tyrosine kinase adaptor activity
Source: RefSeq, a predicted model, not a curated record